GGCUUAGUCAGCUCGGUCGGGUCGGUGUGCUGUCGUCUCUGGGAUAGCCGCUGGCAGGGUGGGGGGCGGUGUGCGGUCGGCUGGGCGGCUCUUGCCUGUGGCCACCUCGCUCGCUUGGUUAGCCUCUGCCCUAACCGCCGAUCCUUCGUUGUAGCCUCCAAAGAUGCACGGUGCCAUCGAGGUCACGGAGGAGCCCAUGGACGCCGACGACAACGCCACCUGCGAGACCGGCCGAGGCGACGCGGUCACCGCGUCGUUCGAGGCGGCGCACCUCUUCCGCGACGACGGCCGGCAGCGUGGGCUCGCGCCGGGCGUGGUGGCCAGGCUCAUGCCUGGACUUCGAGAUCAGAGGAAGGUCCGCGAGUUAUGCGACGUCACGUUUCGCGCGACAGACGGCGUGGAGGUCUGGGCCCAUCGGUUCGUGUUGGCAGCCAGGUACUCCGGCUGCUAUGCGCUUUUCGCCCUCGCCAAGCAAGGCAUGAGUUCCGAGCAGAGGCGGAUGAACGAGUUUAGCCCGCCCAUCCGCGCGAUGAUGACAGACCUGGACAGCGACAUGACCAAACUGCUCGUCGGCUGCGCCUACCACACUCCGCUGCACGAGCUCAUCGGCCAGCACAACGUGGUCAAGGCACUCGGGCUCGCCGAGAAGCUAAAGAUAUUCCCCAUACGGGAUCACUGCCUGAACACCCUGAAAGAGGACCUCAGACCGGAGACCUGCAUCGACACUUACCGCCUGGCCUCCAGCCGUGGAUUCGAGCAUCUCGCCGGAGAAGCCUUCCGAUACCUGGUGCGGAACUUCGACGAGGUGUGGAAGAGCAGCGCCCAGUUCCAGGCUCUGACGCCAGACGAGAUGCACACCAUCCUCGAGGACGACCGGCUCCACGCGCCCAACGAGGUGGAGGACACGUUCGGCGCCGUCCUCAAGUGGAUCUCCGCCGACGUGGACGAGAGGAAGGGCUGGCUCGCCAAGUUCCUGCCGCUCGUGCGCUUCGCACGCUGCUCCGUCACAGACAUCGAGAAAGUCGUCACCGACCCACAAGUUCAGAGUGACCGGAACAGCCUGAAGGUGCUGAACGUGAUCCACCAGACGCUCAGCCAGCCGUCCAUGGCGGUGGGCGACGUUGCCGGCGUCGACCUGUCCCCGAAGUUGUGGCUCACGCCUCGCUUGCCCAAGGACAUCCUCUUCCUUUUCGGCGGCUGGACGGUGUGCGCGACCAACAAGAUGCUCACGUACUACAGCCGCGCCGCCAAGUGGCACGUGAUGGGCAGGCAGGACACCAUAGUCAGGGCGUACCACGGCGUAGCAGUGGUCGACCAGUGCAUCUACUUCGUGGGCGGCUUCAACGGCCGCGAGUGCUACCACUCGGUCGUCUGCUUGGACGUGCCGCUGGCCAGAUGGAGCGCCAAGGCGAACAUGGCCAUCGCGCGCUGCUACGUCAGCGUCGCCGUCCUCCAGGGCCAGAUCUACGCCAUGGGAGGCUUCGAUGGCCACACGCGCACUAACACGGUCGAGCGUUACGACGUCGAGACAAACCGGUGGUCCAUGGUGGCCAGCAUGAACGACGUCCGCAGUGACGCCAGCGCCGCCGUAGCUGAAGGACGUAUCUACAUCGCGGGAGGCUUCACGGGUCAGGAGGUCCUGAACACCGUGGAGUGUUACGACCCGUCGACCAACGUCUGGACUCGGGUGUUGACCAUGUCCUCGCCCCGCAGUGGCCUCCAGGUGGUCGCCCACAGGGACACGCUGUACAUCGUCGGCGGUUACGACGGCACGGCGCGGCUCUCCUCCAUGGAGCAGCUGGACGUGAGCAAAGCUAGCUGCUCACGAUUGCCCAGCAUGUCCCACGUCAAGAGCAACUUCGCUGCAGUCGUGCUGGAAGGCUGCAUCUACGUCAUCGGGGGCUUCAAUGGAAAGACGACCGUGCCGCUGGUCGAGCGCUACGACAUCGCCACCCGGCAGUGGUACACGGCACCAUCCAUCAGCAUGAACUGCAGCGCUUGCGCCGCUUGCAUUGUUCACGACGUCCCCAACCCUGCCGCCUGGCCGCCGAUCCUUCGUGGUAAGAUAGAGAUGUGCGCCGCCGUCGAAGUCGUGCACAACGACGACGAUGCCGACAAGACCGGCGAUGGUGACAUGAUCACCGUGGAGCUCGAGGCAGCGCAGCUCUUCCACGACGAUGGCCGGCAGCGUGGUUUCACACCUGGCGUGGUGGCCAGGCUUAUGCCUGGGCUACUGGAACAGAGGCAAAUACGUCAGUUCUGUGACGUCGUGUUCCAGGCUACCGAUGGUUCGGAGAUCUGGGCGCAUCGGCUCGUGUUGGCUACCAAGUACUCGGGCUGCUACGCGCUCUUCACUCUCGCCAAGGAAGGCAUGAAUCCCGAACAGGAGCGGAAGAACGAGCCGACCCCGCCCAUCCGGGUCGUGGUCGAGGACCUGAACAACGAGAUGAUCAAGCUGCUCGUCGACUUCGCCUACCACGUUCCGCUGCACGAGCACAUCGGUCGGCACAAUGUCGGCAAUGUGCUCGAACUCGCCGAGAAGCUUAAGUUAAUCCGGAUACGGGAUCACUGCCUGAACACCCUCAAGCAGAAUCUUGAACCGGAGAGCUGCGUCGACACUUACCACCUGGCCUCCCGUUGCGGAUACGAGAACCUUGCCGGAGAAUCUUUUCGCUAUCUCCUGCGGAACUUCGGCGAGGUGUGGAAGAACAGCGCUCAGUUCCCGGCCCUGACACCAGAGGAGCUGCGUACCCUCCUGGAAGACAACCGGUUGUACGCUCCGAAGGAGCUGGAGGACACGUUCCCCGCCAUUCUCAAGUGGAUCUCCGCCGACGUGGCCGGCAGGACGGUUUACCUCGCCAAGUUCCUGCCGCUCGUGCGCUUCGCAUGGUGUUCUGUCACGGACUUCGAGAAAGUCAUCACCAACGAACAAGUCCAGGGUGAUGGAGACAGCCUGGAGGUGCUGAGCGUGAUUCACCAGACGCUGUCCCGGAAAUCCAUGGUUGUUGGCGAAGUUGCCGGCCUAGACCUGUCCCCAAAACUGUGGCUCACGCCCCGCUUGCCCAAGGACAUCCUGUUCCUUUUCGGCGGCUGGACGACGGCCACUACAAACAGGAUGCUCACGUACAACUGCCGCACGGCCAAAUGGCGCGUGAUGGGCAACCAGAACACCCCGCCCAGGGCGAACCACGGCGCCGCGGUGAUCGGCCAGUGCGUCUACUUCGUGGGCGGCUUCGACGGCCGCGUCUGCUACCACUCGGUCGUCUGCUUCGACGUGCGCCAGGCCCGAUGGAGCGCCAAGGCGAACAUGGCGUUCGCGCGCUGCUACGUCAGCGUCGCCGUUCUCCAGGGCCACAUCUACGCCAUGGGCGGUUUCGACGGCCGUGCUCGCCUUAAAACGGUGGAGCGGUACGACGUCAAGAAAAAUCGGUGGUCCAGGGUGGCAGACAUGAACGAGGUCCGCAGCGACGCCAGCGCCGCAGCGGCAUGCGGACGCAUCUACAUCGCGGGCGGAUACACGGGUCGAGUGACUCUGGACACCGUGGAGUGUUAUGACCCGUCGACUGACGCCUGGACUCUGGUGCUGACUUUGCCGUUUAUUUGUCAAGGCCUCAAGGCGGUCGCCCACAAGAACAUGAUCUACCUCAUCGGCGGCUACGGCUUCCAUGGAUAUAUGUCCUCCAUGACGUUGCUGGACAUCAGGAGAGCUCGAGUCUCCGACCUUCCCGCCAUGCCGCGACCGAAGAUGAACUUUGGCGCUGUCGUUCUUGAAGGCCAAAUCUACGUUAUAGGGGGACAUGAUGGAGUCACGACCCAACGGACGGUGGAGCGAUACGACAUCGAAGCCGGAAAGUGGCACUCGGCUCCCGAAAUUGACGUGAGCUGCAGCGCGGCGGCCGCUUUUGUCGUUUGCGACGUGGGCAACGCUGGUUGCUUCAGCAGCAGAUGCAACAGCAACAGCAGCUCGCCCAGCAGGGCUACGGCAGCUCGAGCAGCACCAGCUCGACCGGCUCCAACCGGAACCACAACCACCACGGCACCAAGAACGGCACUUCCGGUUCUGGGGGCUCGCACCACCACCAGGGCUCCUCGGUGACGUCGGGUGGAGGAACGGGAGGCGGCACCGGCGGCGGCGGCGGUCACCACCACCGG
Molecule: messenger RNA, 4152 nt
Organism: Dermacentor albipictus
Lineage: Eukaryota; Metazoa; Arthropoda; Arachnida; Ixodida; Ixodidae
Source: RefSeq, a predicted model, not a curated record